UCCCGCCGGCGGCGCGCGCGGUUCCAAAGGCGGCGGGAAGCGGGAGGCUCCUUGAGGGGCCGGCCCGGAGCAGUCGGGGCCCUGCGGCAGCGGAGCAGCGGUACAGGUGUGAGCUGCAGCGUCGCGCUUUAUCUUCUUCAUAUGCCCGGCUCAUUGAUACGUGCUGUAUACAUCCGUCAUCCGUACAUACAUAACAUCUACGUCGGUCUGCGCUGAGGAACUGGGCUUUACCGCCUUUGGAGUGAGCUGGCCAUAAUAGUAUGAAGUAACAAAAAUAGUCUGAACAAAGAUUUCCCGUUCUCUCCCAAGCACAGACGUUAAGAAAGGCGAUUUGUAUCUUUUUCGUUAACUUCGUCCUCGGUUUUGUAUUCUGCAGCAUAUAAUAAACAGCAAAAUGUCCUCAAAGAAGAAAAUAAAGAAGAAUCAUACCAGCUACAAACUAGAGAAGCAGAAAGCCAACUCCAGUCUUCGUUGGAAAUCACUUUCACUUGAGGAGCCAGAUGUCUCAAGGAUAUUGAAGGUAGCAGAAACAAAUCAACUUGAAGACCUUAAUGAUUCCUUUGAUCACCCUUUGCACAGUACUGCUGUGGAUGCUUAUGGAGAGGAACAGUCACAAAACGAGGCACUCAGUCAAGUUUCGGCACCACAAAGGCAAAACGCAGACAGACGGUCUGGUGGAAAAAAAAUUAAAUUUAAAAAACCACAUAGCUCAAAGCCCUCCGAUGGUGAUGUUCAAAAAUUCAACACAGCUGAUUCUGAAGAGGAAGCCCUUAAGGAGACUGUGAAGACUCCAAAAACUACUCGAUUCCAGGCAGAAGAGAGGCAGUCUUCAGAGGAGAAUACAUCCGAUUCUUCUGUGGAUAGCCCACGUUCUGUACAGGUUUGGUGUCCCAAAGAGCUGAAGAGAUCUACUAAAGAUAUUACAGAACUGGAUGUUGUUCUGGCCAAAGUUGAGAAGAUAGCAGCAGAUUACAGACAAAGCAUAGAAUCAGACAUUGGCAGAAAGGCUAUCAGUGACUUCUCUUCUGCUUUCAAGGACCAAAUCACUGACCUUAUAGCAGGAGUCCAGGAAUUAAAGAACAUAAAGAAAAAAAACGCUAAGGCAAUAACAAACAUCAAAAAGAAAAGGCAGCAACUGGUGCAACUCAGAGAAGAGCUAAUUGGAGCUGAACCACAACUGACACAACUACAAAGAGAAUAUGCUGAGGUACAGGAAAGGAAAUCUUCCUUGAGGCAAACAAUUGAAUUAAUUACUGAUUUAAAGGAGAUACAGCAAGACUGUUUGGACUACAGAGAAGAAAACCCUAAAGAAAAAGUGGAAUAUGGAAUUUCCAGCCUCCCAGCUCUUCUAGUGGAGUCUCAGAGAAUUCUAGGAGCAGAAAGGCACUUUGAGAGUAUCAAUAUGAAACUGGAAGAAGCUCUGGCUGCAGAAAAAGAGCAGAGAUCAAAGAAAAAUUAAGUGUCUUUUUAAGACUUUCAGACAUUCAGAAAGAACAGUUAUUAGAAUUGUCAGUGCUUAAAGCUUGUUUAAUCAUUGUUACUCUAUUUUAUUUCAGUGUUUAAAAGCAGUCAACAACUUAGAGAUUGUAUCUUAUUGUCAAAUAGUCUCAGAAUAUGAGUGUAAGGAAAAGACAACCACAGUUAAUAAAACUUUCCUGUACUCUGAACAAUGUUGAGUGUUAAUCUUGUGCUAUUAAAAUAAUCUUGAGUGGAAUAUAUUUGUAAAGAGACUCUGGUUGAACAAAGAUGAAUAAACAAAUCUUUUAAUUGAA
Molecule: messenger RNA, 1772 nt
Organism: Parus major (Great Tit)
Lineage: Eukaryota; Metazoa; Chordata; Aves; Passeriformes; Paridae
Gene: CENPU
Product: centromere protein U
Exons: 11
Coding region: 395-1459 (354 amino acids)
Cellular component (GO): nucleus
Source: RefSeq, a predicted model, not a curated record